AUGGAAGCAGUAACAGCAAUCAGCUAUAGUGCAGAAGACACAACGAGUAAUGUCCAGUGUCGCGGAGCGCGUGGUGGAGUGAAGGGUGGGUCAAAAAAGACAAAUGUGGUGGGUGGUUCAGGCGGAGGGGGUCGGGGCGGAGGUGGCGGUAACUUGUGGUACUGGUUCCUUGGGAUAGUUGGCGUCCUGCUGGCAUUGCUGGCGCUUGUUUACAUCGGGGAGGCUUGUGAGAGUUCUGGUGCAAGUGAGAUAGAAUUUAGUAAGUCUGAUUCAGAAAAUGAUUCUAGCCAUGAAAGUAAUUCUGUCAAUGAUGAAUCAGAUGGUGAUAUAUGUAAUACAGAGACUGUUCAGUGUGAAAGUUUUGACCAUGAUUUGGAACCUUCUGCACAGGAUAUAAGACAGAGAAAGAAAACUGAUGAUUUCUUUGCUCAUACCUGCAGGUGUAAAAACCUCUAUGGCAAACCAUGCAGUCAAGUUGUCGAUGCUAAUGAUAUUACUGACUUACAUAUGUAUUCAGCUGAUGCAACCGUCCACUACAGCUGGGACUUUGCACAGCAGGUUCAUAGUCCACACCAUAGCCAACAGGUUGGACCCCUGUAUUUCAAAACUGCCAGGAGAUGUGAGGUAUUUGGAGUUGGCUGUGAAGGAUCUGAGAAACAGGUGUUUUACCUUGGUGAUGAGGGUGUUGCCCCAAGCAAAGGAGCAAACACAGUUGUCAGCUACCUCCACCAUUACCUUGAAAACUACGGCCUGGGUGAGAAACAUGCUCAGUUCCAAUUUGACAAUUGCCAAGGACAGAACAAAAAUAAUGCCGCUCUUGGCUAUGCUGUGUGGAGAACAUUGACGGGAGGGCAUAAGACAAUCCAAUACACACUGAUGCUAGCCGGCCACAUCAAAUUUUCAUGCGGCUGGCAUUUUGGAGUUUGGAAAAACAGAUGGAGACACAUGGAUGCAGAGACAAUUGAGGAGGUGGCUUCCACAGUAGCAAUAUCAUCCCGUAAUGGCCACAACAUUCCACAAAUUGUUGAUGGCAACAGCAAACAAAUGUCGUUCUAUGUCUGGAGCACCUUCUUCAAAGGCAUUUUCAAACCAAUGAAGAACAUUUCCAAAUACCAUUCAUUUGAGGUAUCUUCCAACGGGCCUGGGGUUGUAAGAGUGAGGAAGUUUGUUGAUGCCCCUGAGGAGAAAAUUAACAUACUGAAAACCUGCCAAGUGGAUAUUGGUGUUCUGCCAGAGCAGAUCUUUGAUGAGGGAAUAAGUGCAGAAAAACAAUGGUACUUGCAUGAUGUAAUUAGGGACUUUUGCAGAUCAGAUAAUGCUAAAAACACAACAUGCCCUUUGCCAUUAGUUGCAAAAGAAGGCUAUUCAAAGGCCAAAAAACAAAAGUUGAAAUAGGCAACUUUAUUGAGAACACUUUCUGUGUGUUUCAGCAAAAGUUAUAGUUUGUUUCUUGCUAUAAUCAGGCGUGCAUAAGUGGAAGUUUUAUGUUUUCAUUUACAUUCAAAGAAAAUAUUUCUUUGUGUUACGUUGAUAAAAUAUUAAUGAUCUUAGAAAUGUAUGGUUUCCAUGGCAACCAAAAGUAACUCACUUGAUUGAUCAUUGAAUACUUCUGUAUAAACAUGUAUUUCAAUUAUGGGAAUAUCAUUGAACAGUUGGCCAUCUAUAAGUAAAGUAUGAUGGCAUUCAUAUUUUAUAUACGUGACUGCAGUAUAAUGUGAAAUUGUACAUUAUAAGUCUACAUGUUAAUAGUUAUACAUUAAUAUAGUUUCAAUGUUCCUUGCAUGCAUAUAUGUUUGUUGUCAAUUUUGUCAAAUAAGGCAUGUGUCAAUGCUUUCCUUGUAAAAAACAUUUCAUUCUGUGUCAUCUUACAACUCCAAAAGAAUUAAAUGAGCAAAAAGGAAAUAUUCUAGGUAUAAGUAAGUUGCUAUGGCAACCAAGUAUAACAUGUCUUCUUAUUGAUUUUAAAAAUAAUUGAUUUCACCAGACAAGUUACAUCUUUUAAAUAAUUGCUUGUUUUAAAAAUGAUAUGUUUGUGUUUUGAGUAAUACAAGGAUAAGCUGCACUACUUUUGAACAAUUAACCUUGUUUAAGAAAAGUGGAAGAUUUUCUUUACAGGGUCUAUGGAAAAUUGCUGUAAACAUUCUAUUUUACUACAAAGCUGGCUGAAAUUUUAAUGCUGUACUAAAAUAUUUCCUGCAAACAUAAUCUAUAAAAUUCAAAUGUGAUUUUUUUGUAUUUGAGCUGCUUUUGCGUUUAUUUGGAUAAAUUUCUCGUGAAAAAUUGUUGUCAUGGCAACCGUUUCUAUGAAAUGUACAUGUAGUGUUAUAUCCUCCAUAAAUGAUGUUAUUGAUGUUAUGAUUUAUAAUGUUUCCACAGAAAUAAAAAAUGUUGUAUUCAAUUUUAAUGGAAUACAGACUCUUUAAAUCAAGGAAGUUGUAUUUACUUAUGUAUCCAUUUCCUUCAUUUUUUUCGCCAUUUUAUAUCAAAUAGUGGUAUUGCGA
Molecule: messenger RNA, 2501 nt
Organism: Mya arenaria
Lineage: Eukaryota; Metazoa; Mollusca; Bivalvia; Myida; Myidae
Exons: 8
Coding region: 1-1395 (464 amino acids)
Source: RefSeq, a predicted model, not a curated record